This is a messenger RNA of Mercenaria mercenaria, 1835 nucleotides long. Its product is annotated as glutamate-gated chloride channel-like. The transcript has 13 exons. Gene Ontology annotation, cellular component: membrane; neuron projection; synapse. The coding region runs from base 243 to 1835 and encodes 530 amino acids. The record is from RefSeq and is a predicted model, not a curated record. Gene Ontology annotation, biological process: chloride transmembrane transport; signal transduction; nervous system process. Gene Ontology annotation, molecular function: extracellular ligand-gated monoatomic ion channel activity; neurotransmitter receptor activity; chloride channel activity. NCBI's taxonomy places the organism in Eukaryota, Metazoa, Mollusca, Bivalvia, Venerida, Veneridae.
UGUUGCUUAAUAGGAGACUGUCUACCUCAUCAGUGGCAUAUUUGAAGUACCUCCUAUGUCUCAUAACCGUCACAGUAACCUCUGGUCAAUAUAUCGAACCAACCAGAUAUGAUUUGAUUCACUAUCUACUUAGUGAGCAGCGCUAUGACCAUAGCCUACCGCCGGACUUUUACAACGCAAACGUCACAAACGUUUCGGUAGAACUGUCCAUUACUGAUCUUGAUUCUGAGAGUGACAUAGACAUGGAGCUUGAAUUCACGUUGUACAUGCGUUUGAACUGGACAGACAAUCGUCUCAAUUUCACGGACAAUAGAACUUCCUAUGACUCACUUACAUUAGGUGAUGACAUUGUAGACAGACUUUGGAUACCGGACUUGUUUUUCCACCACGAAAGAAAGGCAGAACUACAUGGAUUUUUUACGAAGAAUCAAUUAGCAUAUAUAUACAAAAAUGGUAGUGUGCUUUACAGUGGCAGGUUCAGCGUUAAAUCACACUGCGCGAUGGACUUGACAUACUACCCGUACGACACACAGACAUGUUCAAUAGUCAUUCAAAGCUAUGCUUUUACUAAGGACGAGCUUCUUUUAUACUGGAACGGUGAUAAUGCAGUAAAUGUUAAAGUCAAUACAGUCAAUCUGAAAUUUGGGAAAACGGUACUACUGCACAGUUUUGACUCCCCAUACGAUCAUCCAGUUGGGAAUUAUUCAACACUGACAGCUAAUAUCACCUUCAAUCGCACGGCGGAUUCGUUUGAAAUUAUGUAUAUUGCGCCUCCCGUUGUGCUGGUCAUUAUAUCGUUAACGUCCUUUCUCCUUGCCGACAGUAUAUCUUCUCGAAUUAUUGUUUCUACUGGUGCCUCAACCCAACUUAUCAUGCAAUGGGCUGGGAUCUACAACAAAUUACCACCCGUGUCAGAUCUAACAUAUAUUGAUGGAUGGAUGCUGGGAAACCUCGUGUUCAUCGGAUAUAAUAUUAUUAUAAACGCUGCUAUAUACCACUUUGUUAUUUUAAAGGAGAAAGAAGAGAAAGAAGAAAUGAAAGAACAGAAAACAAAGAAGGAAAAUAUUAAAAUGGAAUCAAAAAUCGAUAAGCGCAAUGACAAUGUUCUUGAAGACAAUCACUUGGAGAUGCAGGCAAGCGGUCAUACUACGCAGCGUAAUCAAUCCACAUCACGACAACAAUCAGAAGGACAAAUUGUGAAAAACAUCGACGAAACUAGUCCUCUUGUUAUAAAUGAGCAGUCAACCUACGAUACGAUUGAGAAAGAAGGUAUCAAGGAAAAUAAUACAAGUGUUGAUGAUAUGGACGGAAGAAGUCGGCAUAAUUUAGGUUAUAACCAUGGAGAGGGUCAAGAACAUGAAAUGACAUCAUCUAGUGACAAUCAGGGCAAUGAGUCACAGAAUUCAACAAACCAAGUCAUUGACAAGAUACGUAACAUUUGGAAAAGACUUAAAGAUUUAAUUUUUUUUUUACACGACUACUUCAAAAAGAAGAAAGACUUCCGUGAAUUUCUCGAAGAUUAUGAGGAAAUUACGACAUCAACAAAAUGGGAAGAUGCAAAAGAAAUUCUUAAAGAAGAUCCCCGUUUUGAACGUGCCAGAAAGAGCAACAUGGCAUCAACGUGGUAUAAAACAUACAUAGAUAAGUUGGUGACACAAAUGUAUUCUAAACUCGUACAGCGUGCCCAAAGGCAGUUCUCGCCUGGUAAACAACAGAGGUAUACGGUACUUUCAAACAAACUGGCCGUGUCCUCAAAGAAAAGUAAUUAUGGCAUCAUCAUAUUCAGAUUUGAGUUUACAAGUGAAAUACGUAGUUCCGAUUCUAAGAAAAUAUAG